Owenia fusiformis is the source of this 1142-nucleotide messenger RNA. Lineage: Eukaryota; Metazoa; Annelida; Polychaeta; Sabellida; Oweniidae. The record is from the annotation of a GenBank genome assembly.
ACUGACCACAAACUAAGUUGCUCACAGCCUACCAAACUGAACAAGCAAGGUUAUUAUUUCAACGCCAAAAUGUGGGUAUCGUGGUUAGUCGUAUUGACCAUGCUACAACAAUGCACCUUGGGAAAUGCACGUCGUAAACGGACAAUUGAGGACAAAAACUUAGGAUUAUUGUUUAAAUCUGCACCAGAGAUGUACGAGGAUUUUCCCCUUGAGGCACAAAAACCAAUACCACAUUGGUUACAGGGACAACUGUUCAGAAAUGGCCCAGGACAAUUUGAAAUGGGUGAUCGUAAAGUCCACCAUAUUUAUGACGCUUUUUGUAAGAUAACGAGUUUCAAGCUUCUGGGUAAUAAAACAAUAUUAUACACGUCAAAAUUUGUUGGUACUGGUUAUUACAGAGAUUCAAAGAGAUUAGACACUAUUGCACCUUAUAUGAUGUUCGAUGGAGCCGAGCCGCCAUUUUCAACUGUGGAAUCAAUGGAGGCGCUUUUACAUGGAAUCGAUAACCCGAUCACAAGUGUGUACCAGUUAGGAGAUAAUUCCGCAGAUUUUGUAGCAGUUGGUGACUUUUAUGAACUCUAUAAACUAGACAAACAAAGCUUGGAAACGAUUGAGAAAGUUGAGCCUGAGCUCCCAGGCCGUUCUAGUGUAUUAUCUCUGCUACCGAUCCCCCUGCCGUCAUGUGGGCACCCCCUCAAAGAAUACAACGCAGAAACAUUCAUCAAUUUUGUAAGUGAACUCAGCGUGAUACCAUUCGUUGAUAACACCAUCUCAAUAGUCAGGAUGUUUAACGCCAAGAAAAGAGAGGUCAUAUCAAGGUUCAAGGUCGAUCGGAUUCCCUACAUGCAUUCCUUUGGUCUCACACCAAGUCAUGUGAUAUUAUUCGGGGCGCCUAUGUAUGUCUUAACGUACAAAAUCCUCGAAACCAUUAACCCUUCUCAGAGCCUUGAGUGGGUCAAAUCAGAACCUACGACAUUUUACGUAAUCAAUAUUAAAACUGGGAACGUCCAAAUUAUGAAAACCGAGACAGUUUUUGGGAUGCAUCACGUCAACUCUUAUCACGUUAAACCGCAUAUUGUAAGAAUGGAUUUCAUAACGUACCCGGAUCUUGAAUUCACAAAAAGUAUGACGUUAGACAUAAU